Messenger RNA from Yamadazyma jaroonii, 1434 nucleotides. The record is from the annotation of a GenBank genome assembly. Lineage: Eukaryota; Fungi; Ascomycota; Pichiomycetes; Serinales; Debaryomycetaceae.
AUGUGGAUACUUUCGUUUAUAUAUUUAAUAUCUUUGAUCGAAGCAUUUCAAGUCAAAGAUGAUAAUUCCACCUAUAAGAAUACAUCGAUCAUUCAACUUGAAAUCAAUGCCCGAAAUUUCAAUUUAAAAGGUGUAAAUAUUGGAGGGUGGUUAGUUUUAGAGCCUUAUAUCACACCAUCGUUGUUCUUAGCAUUCAAUGAGACCAAUAAGACUGCUGAAAUACCAAUUGAUGAAUACAGAUUUUGUGAAACUUUAGGUAAAGAAGAAGCAUCCAAGAGAUUACAGAAACAUUGGAAUUCAUUCUAUAAUGAAUCUGAUUUCAAACGAAUCAAAGAUAUGGGAUUGAACAUGGUAAGGAUACCCAUAGGAUACUGGUCUUUUGAAAUGUUUGAAGAUGAUCCUUAUGUUAAAGGAGCUCAAGAAUACCUUGAUAAAGCCCUUGAAUGGUGUGAAAAUAAUGAUUUGAAAGUAUGGAUUGAUUUACAUGGGGUCCCAGGAAGUCAAAAUGGGUUUGAUAAUUCAGGUUUCCGAGAUAUUGGUUAUCCAGGUUGGUUGAAUUCCACUAAAAAUGUUGAUUUAUCUUAUAAAGUACUAAGACAAAUGUAUUCCAAAUAUGGAAGUGAAAAAUACAAAGACACUAUAAUUGGUCUUGAGGUAUUAAAUGAACCCUUAAGCACUGAGAUUCCUAUUGAGAAGAUCGAGGACUUCUAUAGGAAUACUUACAAAGAUGCCAGAAAUCUCCAAGAAGUCAAUAAUACCAUCGUUUUCCAUGAUGCCUUCAAAGGCAUUGGGUACUGGAACGAUUUCCUUGACAAGACCCCCAAUAACAUCACCAACAUAACUUCUGAUAACUACAACAUUAUGAUAGAUCAUCAUCAUUAUGAGAUUUUUGAUGCCGGGGCAUUAAACAUGACAAUCAAAGACCAUUUAAAUAGUAUUAAAGGAUACUCGUCCAGUAUCAAGAAGGAAUUAUCUCAUCAUCCUGCUAUUGUCGGUGAAUGGUCAGCUGCAUUAACAGAUUGUACAUUGUGGCUCAAUGGUGUUGGGCUUGGGUCUAGAUUUGAAGGUUCAGCUCCUUAUACUAAUGACCCCAUUGGUAGUUGUAAAGACAUUAAUAAUUUUGACAGAUGGACUGAAGACCGUAAAAAAGCUUACAGGAAGUAUAUAGAGAUCCAAUUAGAUCAGUAUGAAUCACAAAUGAAUGGGUGGAUAUUCUGGUGUUUCAAAACCGAAAAUGCUAUUGAAUGGGAUUUAAGUAAAUUGGUAGAAUACGAGUUAUUCCCUCAACCCCUUGAUAAUAGAACAUAUAUUAUUGACGGUGAAGAUGUAGAUUCUUCGGAUGAUGACGAAACUAUAGCAGAAUCAUCGGCCAUAAAUAUUCCACCUUCUUUCACCCUUGUUUUAACCAUGUUCUUACUUUAUAUAGAUUUAUAG